AUGGAAGAAAAGAAGGAUGAAGAAGAAAGCAUAUUGAAUGAAGGUGAAGCUGAGAUUGCUAUAGCACAUGCAAGAAGGUUGAUUCAAAGUGGUGUACAUGCUUCUGAUAUUGGAGUCAUUACCCCUUACUCAGCACAAUUCUCAUCAUUGGACUCUAAGAUGAUUAUUGAUGAUAAAAUCAAAUGUACUAUCUUACCACCAUCGAGUCAUUUGAGAUUGUUACCGUCAACAACUACUUCAGUCAAGCAGCUUAUUGAGAUUGUUACCACCACCGAAUCAUUUGAAUGGUGUUGCUGCACCUUCCUUGAAGAUCCCAAAAAUAAAAAAGCUCGAAUAAGUUUAAGCCAUUCAUAA
Lactuca saligna is the source of this 354-nucleotide messenger RNA. The record is from the annotation of a GenBank genome assembly. NCBI's taxonomy places the organism in Eukaryota, Viridiplantae, Streptophyta, Magnoliopsida, Asterales, Asteraceae.